CUUAUGUCUGAAGAUUAUCAUCAAUGUCAUGACUCAACCCAUUGUAACUACUUAUUCAGACCACAUUGUGAGAGGAAGUCCCUCAAGUCUCAACAACAUCUUUCACUAUAACAUAGUUUUGCUCCUGAGGAGUUAACGAAAAAUGGAGACAGAACUUAGGAGCAGAGCAGAACUUGCUCUACCGAGCCCAGAAGGGCCCUCCAGUGUGUCUGAAAUCCAACUCUCAGAAGUCUCCCUUCGAGGUAAAACUCUACUGCAGAAGUCUACUUCCCGCCCACCACGACAGACAUGGUUAACAUUUUUGAAGAAAGAGCUGGAAUUCCUGGGGGUAAUGCAAAUUCUGAUUGGUUUCAUAUGCCUUUAUUUUGGAACAGCGAUCUACUUUGCCUUCGACAUUUCGGAAUUUGAAGGAGAUGUUUUUUCAUCAUUUAAAACAGGCUACCCAUUUUGGGGAGCAUUGUUUUUUGCUGUUUCUGGAUUUUUGACAAUUCUAUCUGAAGAGAAAAAUAAAAUAUAUCUGGCAAGAGGAAGAUUGGGAGCAAACACUGUGAGCAUUAUCAUUGCGGGGACAGGGGUCAUCAUCCUCAUCUUCAACCUAAAGAGGAGCUCAGCCUUCAGUGAAUAUUGUAAGAACAUUUAUGAAGUUGAGAACUGCUUCGUGGCUUCUUUCUCCACAGAAAUUGUGGUAAUGAUGCUGUUUCUCACCAUUUUGGGGUUUUGCAGUGCUGUGGCACUCAUAGUGCAUGGUGUUGGAGAAGAACUCAAGAGAAAAAAGGUUCCAGAUGAACGCCUUUAUGAAGAAUUAAAAAUUUAUUCACCGAUUUACAGUGAGUUGGAAGUCAAAGAGGAAAUAUCUACUCCCACUGAUUCAUAAAAAUCGAGGGUCAAGAACAUUCUGAUUCAGAAUAAAGAUCCAGAGAGCUACUACUUAAGGGGCUACUGGGAAAAUUUCUGUUGUUUCCACACCUGCUAAUUUUGCAUUACAUUUUUUCUCCAGAUGGCAAUGUUUUGUUUUUGUUGUCUCUGUUUACCUAAACAUACCCUUUUCUCCAUUUAUAGAUAUGAUAAACCCUACUUUGUUUUAUUUUACAAUUCCAUACCCAUCUCUUAUGAGAAGUUGACAUGUAAUAAACAAACUUUCCCUGUGUGUCUGUAACUGUGCAAAUAGAGCAAGACUGGCUGAGAGUUGAGUUAAACUUUGAUAGUAUGAUAUUUGUUAGUUAUUUUUGGAUUUUGAAAUAGCUACAGGUACACAUAAUAUACAUUCAUUCAUCCAUACCUGCGUGUCCACACCAAAAUGCAUACAUAUAACACUCACACACAGACAUGUAUGAUUUUCUAUAUGCAAAUAUUUUAUACCCUAUUGAUGAUAAUACAUUUUGUUUGCAAAUAAAACAUAAUGUUUACAGAUUGAUAA
Messenger RNA from Oryctolagus cuniculus (rabbit), 1417 nucleotides. It is a transcript of the gene MS4A2, whose product is annotated as membrane spanning 4-domains A2. Gene Ontology annotation, cellular component: plasma membrane; Fc-epsilon receptor I complex; external side of plasma membrane. The record is from RefSeq and is a predicted model, not a curated record. Gene Ontology annotation, biological process: cell surface receptor signaling pathway. NCBI's taxonomy places the organism in Eukaryota, Metazoa, Chordata, Mammalia, Lagomorpha, Leporidae.